Molecule: messenger RNA, 5879 nt
Organism: Helicoverpa zea (corn earworm)
Lineage: Eukaryota; Metazoa; Arthropoda; Insecta; Lepidoptera; Noctuidae
Gene: ema
Product: protein CLEC16A homolog
Exons: 16
Coding region: 292-3570 (1092 amino acids)
Biological process (GO): endosomal transport; endosome to lysosome transport; regulation of autophagosome maturation
Cellular component (GO): late endosome; endolysosome membrane
Source: RefSeq, a predicted model, not a curated record
AAAUCCAGAACAACCAGAGAUCUGUCAAAAUUACGUUGGCCAAGUAAAUCGUACGAGUAAUAAAUUAACAAAAAUAAUACAGUUCUAUUUCAUAUGUCCAUUGAUCUUUCAACUAUUGGCUGAAGUUAACGCAUGAAACGAAAUGACGUGUUAAAGUGAUAAGAAGAAAAACAAAAUAAAAAAGAGAUCAUGGUGCUAACGGUUUAGUGUGACGACGUGCCUCAAAGGACAAAAAAAAAUGAAAAACUGUGUUGUUUUCGUUGACCAAGUGUAAAGGAUACAAGUUCCAUCAUGUUUCGCAGCAGAAGUUGGUUCGGUGCCUCAUGGGGGCGGCCAAAGAACCCUCAUUCUUUAGAAAGAUUGAAAUAUUUACAUAAUAUUCUGUGUAAAAACACGACGGUUUCCGAGAGUAACCGCGGUACCUUGGUGGAAUCGCUCAGGUGCAUAGCCGAGAUACUCAUAUGGGGCGAUCAGAAUGACAGUUCCGUAUUUGAUUUCUUCUUGGAAAAGAACAUGCUGUCCUACUUCUUGAAGAUCAUGAGACAGAAGUGCGGGGGAUCUUCGUAUGUAUGUGUGCAGCUGCUGCAAACCCUCAAUAUACUGUUUGAGAACAUAAGAAAUGAAACAUCACUGUAUUACUUGCUGAGCAAUAACCAUGUGAAUUCUAUAAUAGUGCACAAAUUCGACUUCUCUGAUGAGGAAGUGAUGGCAUACUAUAUUUCCUUCCUCAAAACUCUCAGCUUGAAGCUCAACAAUCAUACAAUACAUUUCUUUUACAAUGAGCACACGAAAGACUUCCCGCUGUAUACAGAGGCGAUCAAGUUCUUCAACCAUUCGGAGUCAAUGGUGCGAAUCGCAGUUCGCACUCUCACCCUCAAUGUAUACAGAGUUCAAGAUGCCAGCAUGCUCAGAUUCAUUAGAGAUAGGACUGCGGCUCCGUACUUCAGUAAUCUAGUUUGGUUUAUCGGCAAACACAUUCUAGAACUCGACGCGUGUGUUAGAAACGACGCUGAAAAUUCUUUUUCCAGCCAUCAAUCGCAACAGAAAUUGGAUGAUCUAGUAGCUGAACAUUUAGACCAUCUUCAUUAUAUCAAUGACAUCUUAUGUCUUAACAUUCCUGACCUAAACGAUGUAUUGACGGAGCAUCUAUUGCACAAACUGCUUGUACCUCUAUACAUUUACUCUCUCACGUCCGAAAGUGUAAGACGAACGCAGACAUCCUCACCUUACAAUAGAGAUCAUAUACAAAGCAUAGAAGCAAUUACAAGAAACUUGGAAGCUAUACUUAAAGGGAAGAACGCCGAAUCUCCAUCCAGAAUGACAUUUCCGAGGCAAAGAAUGGAAUCAGAGGACGAGACCAAACCGUCUGUGUCAUGCGUAGUGUCCCUGUUUCUGCUAUCGCAAGUGUUCCUUAUCAUAACGCAUGGUCCAAUUGUCCACGCGCUGGCCUGGAUCAUAUUGCAGUCAGACUUAUCAGUAUUCGAGGAUGGAGCCACUAAGAUACUAGAAAUGUACAUAAGCAAUGCUAAGUCCAAUGUCAAACUAGAGUUCUCUAAACCACAACUAAGUCUAGAGAAGGCGUUAGAAAAUACUUCAAGCGAGAGGGACUACACUACUCCAGAAUACGGCGGUCCUAAAGCAUUCGGAUACGAUACCGAUCAAUCGAGUUGCGAUCUCGAUCCCGAGCUAGUUUCGACUUCACUUCCGUCCACUUCUCAUAUAAGUGAAUCAUCGAGCAUGGGCCACGAUUCCACUGAGGAUUUAGUUACUCAAAUACAUUCGGCGAAAACUAAUAGCUCGGGGACUCUCAAAGAGAAUAUGCCCGACUCGCCUUUGCCUGAUUUAGGUAUCGAAUCGAGUUCGUCGAAAACAAACGAAUACAAUAAUAUCACUGACGAAGAGAAACAAAAACUUUUAGGUGUUGCACCGAGUACUUCUGCUGAGAGAGCAUUGACAUUAGACAGUAUAAUUGAAAGGGAGAGUAGAGAGAUUGAAAAACGGCCAUUUUUGAAAACGAUUUUGGACUCGUUGGACUGCAGCGAAAAUGAUUACAAAGCGCUGUUUGCCCUGUGUCUGCUGUUUGCGCUAAUAAAUAACAAAGGAGUAAACACAGAACUUCUAGACACGCUACUAUGUCCGGAGGAAGAAAUAACGUCUGGUCACGAGUCGAGCACGUCGUGUGCAGCGCCCUCUGGCGAUACGAUGACGUCACCGCCUCCGAAGCGGCCAUUACAGAGCUUUAAUGCUCUGCUUAUAUCCAAGCUGAUGGCGAUUGCUAAUUUGAGCUGUAAACCUGCAUCAAAAGUCCGUCUAGUCACACUAGAACUGAGCGUGACUCUGAUGCGGGUAGCGAUGUGCGGCGCGGGGGGCGGGGCCAGCGCUCGCCACGCCCCCGCGGCCGACGCCCUCCGCGCCCGCGCCGCCUCCCUCGCGCGAAACUUCUACAAGUGCGACGAUAUAUUCCUCGAUAUGUUUGAGGAUGAAUACUGCGAAACGAGCAAGCGACCGUUAAACGUGGAAUGGCUAUGCAUGGACGCCGCCAUUUUGUUACCACCUACUAGGACACCUAUGUCGGGCAUUGCUUUCGCUAAGAGAUUGCCUAGUGGAGAGAUGGAAAGAGCGCGGCGAGCGAUACGCACCUUCUUUCUAAUCCGGGACUUAUAUUUGAAGCUGACCGGGAAACCUGAAACUCAGUUGCCUCUCACUAAUCCUGCGCCCUUCGUACAAGUUGGAGACGUUUUGGACCUUAAUGAUUCUGAUCUCAUAUCUUGUGAUAUAAUACAGAAGGAUGGUACAUGGCAACAUAGGUUUCUCGCAGUAGACAAUAUACAAAUAAUUUUAGUCGAACCCGACAAACAAAGGUUAGGAUGGGGCGUCGCCAAACUGGUGGGAAGCCUACAAGACUUAGAAAUCCAAGGUGAUAAAGAAGACCCUCGUUGUCUCCACCUCACCAUUCAUAAGCCUAGGGUCGGCGCGUCCGGCGCACUCCCGCGCACCGUGCUGUUGAGAGCCAAGUUUAAGUUCGACGAUCAUAUUAGGAGUAUGGCUGCUAAGCAGAGAUUGACUAAGGGUCGUACGAAAUCCCGCCAAAAGAAAAUGCAACAGAUAGGCCGAUUACUGGAAGUGUCGGGCAUGUGUGCUCCGGCCAUGGCGCCCAGACACCGGCCGCUGUUCGCCAGACCCGCGCUAGCUACCGUGAGACGGUCUACAGUUGUUUCGGUAGGAGGCGACGACGACACAGAGCGGCGUCUGCGCAGGCCCAGCGGACAUAUGCUUAAGGAUGGCAUCGUCGUCUAUAGAGAACGUACUACUAGUAGAGAGAGCAGUGUAUCGCGCAGCAGUAGCGCGCACGGGUCGCGGGAGGGCUCGCCGCGCUGCGAGGACAUACCCAUGGAGGACAUCAAGAGAAACGCCGGCACUUCUAGCUUAGCUGCACCGCCUGUAGUCACGCAGAGUCAGCCCAGCACAUCGUCCCCCCUCCUAAAAUCGCACGUGUCAUCAGAAGAAACAUCAUUCAUUUCGAGCGAGCCGUCACGACCGAAACGCAAAGGGCUCGUCGAAACUAUAUGAUAUUAGAGGGUGGAUACGACCCUUUGAGAAUAGCACGGUAACCUCAAUUCAUAUUCUCUUAAAUCUAUCCCUAUUAAUAAGAAACUGUUCUAAUUACUUACGGAUGGUAGUUUUUAGACAUAAGCCACAUACAAUGAACGUUAAAAACUACCCAAGUAGUAGAUUUUUGACAUAAGCCACAUACGAUAAAGAUCAAAAAUCUACUAUUUGGGUAGUUUUUUGACGUAAGCCGUACGUCAAUAACGUCAAAAAACUACCGUUCGCAAGUAAAACGAAUUGUUUCUUGUUAGUAUUUUAUCAUGUGAACAAAUUGAAUGGCGUAAGUCACGUGACAGGUCAUAGUUGUGAUAGAAUCCUGUCAUAGAGAAUAUGACAAGUCAGAGAGAAACCUUUUUGUACGGAAAAGUGAAAAUAAAUAGUGAGAUAUAGGGAAAGUGGGAUUUUAUAUAUUGGCUCAAUAUAAAUUGUUUUUAAAAUUAUGGAAAUUGACUCCUGGGUCAACGAUCUCUUUGGUUCCUCUUUCAAAAUUAUUGACAAAUGUUCAAGUUUAGUUUAUAUUUUUACUGUUUUAACCAGUGAUGUGAUAUGAAAUUGAUUUUUAUUUAUUUACAUUUUAUUUGAAGUACAAUUUUGACAUAUAAAUUGUGGUUUGGGUUAGUUUUCGUAUUUGACAAUCCUGUGGAGUAUUUGUAUGGGUAGAUGUAAAGUGACUUUCGAAAGGCAUGCUCUAGUUGACAAUAACUCCGCUAUGUUAGUAUAAGAAUUGUCUAUUUUUAUCCCUGUGACCUAUCUGAUCACCGUUUUAAACAUUUUAGGAUCAAAAUUCACAAAUCAUCCUUAAAUAUAUUAAUACAGCGCAAAUAGUUCAACAUUCAUUAUCUCAAUAUUAUGCCACUUAAGAGUCAUUUAAAAAUCUAAGAUUUUCAAAAUGUAGGAGUGUUAUUUUGAAUGGAUGUCAAAUAUUAAUUACCACAUUAUGUUUGGUCAUGUAUUUCUUUUUUCUUAAUUCAACACACGUAAGUAUUAUUAUUAGUUGCCAACUAAAACAAUAUUCUUUGUAGGUCCUUCAUAAUUAUUUCAAUGCUAUUUUAAAUAAGUGUCCUAGAAUAGUUUUUCGUCUACACUUCCAUUAUUGUGUUUAAAUACUGUCAAAGCUCGUGAGUAUUAUGUAGUUGAAAAAAAAAAUCAAACUAUUUUUUCAUUGAAAAAUUCUAGAAAAUUCUUUUCAUACAUUUAAUUAUCAUUAUUGUUGUAUUAGUGUACUUCAUAAUUGGCGUAAUGUUUUGUAUGAUGAUUUAAUGUAAUGUACUGUAAGCUGUGAAGUUACCUAUCAUAAAUAAAUAAAUAAAUAAAUAAAUAAAUCAUAGUUCAUAUACUACUGGCAAAUAGACGGUAUAUAAACACAUUCAUACUUUAAGUAGAUAAUUUAACACAAAUUACUCGAAAACAUAAAUCAUGAGAGAUUUCAUAAUGUAGUUGUUAUUUUUCUAAAACUUAACGGCUUGGAUCUCUUGUUACGUCCACGUAGUUUAUUGAAAAUUAUAAAAAUAUAAAUAAAGGUGGUUUCACAUAAACGGCACUUUGUGAAGCUCUGUGAUCGAGUUUGCGUUGACUUAAAAUUUGUAAAAAAACAUUUUAAAAUUAUUCACAAGUCCAAAUAUUUCUACUAAUAAAUUUUUGACACAGUAUUCAUUAAAAUUUUAUCUACAGUACCAUAAACGAUAAAUAGGACCUUCAUUUAAAACAACGCAAACUCUUUGAUUAGAUAGAAAUAAUAAAAUAAAUGUAUUUAUUUAUGUAUGGUAUCCCUGUAUUUAUGUAUGUUUGUGUCUCGUGACUCAUGGCUAACCAGGAAUUGAUUUGACUCGUGUCUUUGUACGUGAAAUCUGUUAUAAAAGCUUGCUUAUGUAUGUCCAAAAUAAUAAUAAUAUAAUAUCAAUAUAUGUAAUUGAUAAUAAUUUUAAACCGUUCUGACGAAAAUAUAUUGAGGUCUGUGAGAUCAAAUUAAGGUAUAAAUAAGUUUGCUACUCCAAGACUUUGCAAUUACAACUGUCAAUAAUGUAAUCAUUCCUUCUAUGUGUUGGUAAAUAACAAGAAUUUAUUAAAAGUACGUUAAAAUAACAAUCUAAGUAUGACUAACAAACAGAUCUAACUAGAAUAUUCUAUCGAUAAUCCUUGAGUAAUUUUUAUGUUGUGAUUUUUUUAUUUUAUUUUAAGAGUUGCAAUAAUUGAUGUAAAUAAAUGUAUUUUUAUGUUCUUAAAAGAAAAUAUUGUAGUGUUGAAAUGAAAUAUAUCACAUGUUACAUUUA